UCCCAACCUCUGUCAACAACCGGUGCAGAAGUAGCUCUCCCAGUUCAGCCGCAAAUGUCCUAUCUAACUACCUACUAAUGUCACAUAUACAGACUAGUCCGUUUCUUCUUCUUCUUCGGUGCUUUGGCUAUGGAAAGACGGUGUGCUGUUGAGACUUGGGCAGAGUUUGGCUUCUCAGGAGCAUCAUGCACACCGAGGCUCAGGUCUGGUUUUGGUACAGAUGUGUUCCUCUGCACUGGCAACGACGAGGUCUAUGUCUUCAGUUCUCAGGAGAGAAAACUCACGGCUGUCAUCGAGUGUCCUGAUCCUGUGACUGACCUGGUUGAGAGUCAUGACAAGCAGUUCCUCUAUGUAGCCUGUAGAAGCGGAGUUUAUUGUGUCAGUUCACAAUUUCUGACAUCCAGGGCUAAAAGCUCCCCAGCUGAUGCAUCCUCCAGUCCAGCUGUACUGAAAAUGUCCAAUGAGUUUCUUGCGGUUGCAGGAGAAGGAGUGUUAUCGCUGCUCCUCGUCGGCUCUGUACUCCUGACUCUUUCUCAGAGAGACAGGUCCUGGAUUUUGACUUUGUACAGAUCCUCAAACUACGAGAUGCUCAGUUCAUUCAGUCUACCACAUGUCUCAGGAGUUGAGGCAAAGACAAGAAUAGGAAGGUGCCCUCUGCUGGUUUGUGUCCAUUCUAGUGCUGCAGCACCAAUAUCUUCCCCCUCCGGUUCUUCACUGGAGGCCACUGUAAGUGGCGGUCACUUAUGCCUCGAGCCGGUCCUCUUCAAACUUCUGUUUGGGAUUGACGCCGCCCUCGCCAAGUCACCAGUCAUCCUAUGUGGUCUGCCGGAUGGGCGCCUGUGUUUUCUUCCUCUGCGUCCCCCAGGAUCCCGGCUCAGAGUCCUUCACAGCCUUGAGCAGCCAAUCGUAUUCUUUGGAGCAUCUGGUGUCAUGGAAACUGGUCCAGGACACGCACAGUGUUUGGUGGCAGUGGGUGAACAUGGGAGAGUGGUGCUGAUACAAUCAGACAAGGGAGGGUCAGAGGGAGGAGGCAACAGGACUGUUUUUAUUGAGGUGUGUGUACCGGGGCCUGUGAUGUGUGGCUGUGUGGAUAAAAAGCGUCUUUACUACAGCACCGGCUCAGACCUGCUGGUACUGGAUCUAUCAUCUGAGAAAGAAGGCCAUGGAAAGGAUGUAGAGACACCCAGAACGCCAGACGCUGCCCUCCAAAGCCCCACUAGUUUAAACGUGUGUAGAGUGGUCGCCUUGGCUGAACCUUCAUGCAACACUGCAGGGGGAGUUCAGCUGCUGGGACUGACUGUUAGAGGGCAGCUCCAGAGGAUUACCUUACCUGUGGGAAGAGAGGAUGCAAGUUUGCCCAAGGUGCCUUCCACGGAGGGGGGUGGCAGCGUCAGGGACCUCCUGUCUGCUAUCGGGGACGUCUGUGAAAGAGCGUCAGUGCUCAAAACUGCCAUCAAAUCCAAAAACCAAUUACUGAGGCACCUGAAUCAGUUGCUCAACAUCAGCUUCCUGCUGAUUGCCAGCACAAAUACUGAAGAGCAUCUUCCCGUCCAGGAGAAGCCGAUCAGAUGUCACGCCAUCGCCAGCUGGAGCAGAUUACUUCAAAAAGACUCCCUGAACCUGACAUGCGUCCUGGAUAAUUCAAGUCCUUAUGUGUUGGAACGAGGAUGGACGCUGAGCAUCGCUGUAUUUCCUUUGUCAUGUCCUCCCAGUGCAGGAGGGGAGAGCUCCUCCACAAAUUUUUCAUUCCCGUUCCACAAUCUCCAUCCAGGUGAGACGUUAGAAGUAACGCUGCCCCUAGCAGUUGCCGGUGAAACAUCCUUCCCCGUGACAGUGAGCUGCUCGCUCAUCUUCUCACUCACCGGUCUCCUGGGUGAGGAGGCCGCAAACCUUCCUGGUCUGCAGAGUAGUUGUGUCAGUUUGCCCUUGAACACACUGACAGUGGAUUGGCUGCACGCCCUGCAGGUAACCAGUCCCAUCGGUACGCAUAGAAAGGCCUCAUCUCAGUCCAACAACACCACAGAUACAAUCCAAGCUUUUUUAAGAUCACGCCGGAUUGGCUGCAGUGGAAGAGGAGAGGGAGGAGAGACUGAGCGAGAGCAGCAUUCAGCAAGUGUUCGAGUGUCGUCAGAGUUGCUGAGGGACACAUUAUUGUUGAAAAGCUCAGAUUUGGACGCUCAGGGGCGCUCAGACUUUGCUCCUCAAAAUGUGGGCCUUUCUCUGUUGGAAUGGCUGUUGUCUGAAGGUCCUGCAGGCGUCACAGCGGGACGCAAGAUUGCACUGAGCGGCUCAGUGGUCCACGCGCUAGAUCCAAACGGACACGCAGUCAAACUGACCGCGAAAGAGGUAAAUGUAGGGGAGGAGAGCACGGGGAAGGAGGAGUCCCUGACCGCAUUGGAGGUUCAGGUUGAGAGCUCAUCUAUAGCAGCAGUGUGUGGACUGCAUCAUGCUGUGCUGCGCCGGAUACAGGCUCUGCUGCAGUCGGCUCCUGAGAGGGCUGCUUCUACAAAGAGGAUCCAGAGUUUAGGUUUAAGACAGGCUCUGCAGCGGGCCGAGCGCCUUUUGCAGCAGAUCCAGCAAAGUCGAAUCUCAGGGGCCUUCGGUGUGGGCGUGUCCACGGGGCAGAUGACCCAAUCACUUCUCAGCGUUUACAAAGAACUCAGAGAAAACCCUCUCCUUAUAAUUUAACACCUUUUUUUCUGCUGAGCCCACGCAGCUGCCCUCGACCUAUUCCAAUGUUAUGUUAACUGUCUUUGCAGCUGAUGCAUGAGAAAUAAUGUCCAUCACCCAAGUCUUUUGCUUCAACUCAACCUCACUGUACAAACCAGGAUAUUCAACUCAAGGUGACUGUAGAGCUCAGGUGGAAUAAAAAUAUCUGCAAUUACGGUCUAAAUGGGUAAACUUUGUCACGCAGCCGGUUGAAGGUCGCAGUUUCAGAAUAUAUAUAAGUGUCAGACAUGUAGGUGUAACAUUGACACAUGACAUGACGUCUUGUAUAAUAGCUGUUUUUGAACAAUUGCACACAUUUCCAAGAAGUUUUGUAGAUUGCAGGGGUUUGAUGAUGUAAUGCUGAUGGCCAAAAAGAAUUAAAAAAGUAAGUCAAUUAAUUUGACAA
Molecule: messenger RNA, 3115 nt
Organism: Anoplopoma fimbria (sablefish)
Lineage: Eukaryota; Metazoa; Chordata; Actinopteri; Perciformes; Anoplopomatidae
Gene: faap100
Product: FA core complex associated protein 100
Exons: 8
Coding region: 130-2688 (852 amino acids)
Biological process (GO): interstrand cross-link repair
Cellular component (GO): Fanconi anaemia nuclear complex; nucleoplasm
Source: RefSeq, a predicted model, not a curated record